UUGUCAGAUAAUUACUUCUAACAAACAAAUAGAAUUCUCAUUCCAAUUUUGUUGUUGCUGUUGUUUUUGGUGGUUUUUUUUUUUGUGAAAAAUUCCAAGCCUUUAAAAGGCAGGUUUUGAAGUUGGGUGUUCACUGGUGCCUUUGCAGUCCUGAUCUUUCAUGCUUAGAAAUAGAAGAAAUGUACAGAAGAAUGGAAACUAACAGCACAACUUUUAACUACCUGUAAAUGCUGCAGUGGGAAAUGGGUCAAGUUUCCUCUCAACUGGAUCAAGAUAACAAUGUGCAUCUAAAUGGCUUCAUGCAAUGGCCUCAGCAAACUAAUGAUGAAAAGAAGGAGGCUGUGGGAUUAUUCGUUUCAUCUUCCCUGGAUGAUGGACGGAGAGAUAUUCACUACCGCUUUGGUGCCAUCUGGGAACGAGACACCAGAUUCUAGUAUGACCCUGGAACAGAAAGCAACCUUUGCCUUUGUGAUUUUAUUAUUUAUAUUCUUGGGAAUCCUCAUCAUUCGCUGCUUCCGAAUUCUCCUUGACCCCUACCGGAGUAUGCCAACCUCAACCUGGGCUGAUGGACUCGAUGGGCUGGAGAAAGGCCAGUUUGAUUACGCUCUUGCUUAGAGACUGAGAAUUACGGAGGGUUAUUUAGCACACUGAUAAAGAAAUACAGUUUCUGGAAUGUCUGUUCAUUUUGAUUUUUGUUUCAUUUUAUCAAAUAUUACGAAUUACAACAAACGAAUGUGCACAAAAUGGAUUUCAUUUUUUUAAAACUAAAUGUCAAAGAAAGUUAACUAACUUUUUGAAAGUAGAUUAGGGAAUCUCCUUGUAGGAAAACGAGGAGUGUUGCAUUAGCAGAACAUUGCUUUGAAAAGCACUGGAACAAUAUGCAGUACAUGUGAUCUCUUAUUACUGAAGCAAGUGUUUUCUGGGGUAGAUUUUAUCAUUAACAAAAUGCUGUGGUGGAAGGUGUCUUACAAACGCUGUAAGAAUAUGAUUUUAUGAUCUGUAUAUAGCAAAUAAACUCUACUUUCCACGCUCUGAAGACAAA
Numida meleagris (helmeted guineafowl) is the source of this 1042-nucleotide messenger RNA. RefSeq names its product cortexin 3 (gene CTXN3). The transcript has 2 exons. Lineage: Eukaryota; Metazoa; Chordata; Aves; Galliformes; Numididae. The coding region runs from base 292 to 615 and encodes 107 amino acids. The record is from RefSeq and is a predicted model, not a curated record.